Crotalus tigris (Tiger rattlesnake) is the source of this 1509-nucleotide messenger RNA. It is a transcript of the gene RING1, whose product is annotated as ring finger protein 1. Bases 224 to 1249 code for a protein of 341 amino acids. Gene Ontology annotation, biological process: negative regulation of DNA-templated transcription. NCBI's taxonomy places the organism in Eukaryota, Metazoa, Chordata, Lepidosauria, Squamata, Viperidae. Gene Ontology annotation, cellular component: PcG protein complex; ubiquitin ligase complex. Gene Ontology annotation, molecular function: chromatin binding; ubiquitin protein ligase activity. The record is from RefSeq and is a predicted model, not a curated record. The transcript has 7 exons.
CUCGGAGGUUCCCACCCUCUCCCGCCCUCCCCGGCAGGGAAAGACGGAGCGGGAGGCGGAGGACGGAAGAGCGGGGCGCCCCAGGUCCCUCCCGCCGGAGAGAAGGGUCCUUUUCAGAAGCUGCGCGCACACGCGUGCACAGGCACACGCGUGCACAGGUACCCGGAGGGUUUCCCUCUCCGCUCAGCCCCCCCUCUUCUCUCCUGACCCCCCCAAGGCUGCCAUGGCCGCCCCAGCCAACGCACAGACCGCCAGCAAGACCUGGGAGCUCAGCCUGUACGAGCUUCACCGGACCCCCCAGGAGGCCGUCAUGGACGGGACGGAGAUCGCCGUCUCCCCCCGCAGCCUGCACAGCGAGUUGAUGUGCCCCAUCUGUCUGGACAUGCUCAAGCACACCAUGACCACCAAGGAGUGCCUGCACCGCUUCUGCUCGGACUGCAUUGUCACAGCCCUGCGCAGUGGGAACAAGGAGUGCCCGACGUGCCGGAAGAAGCUGGUGUCCAAGCGGUCCCUCCGGCCGGACCCCAACUUCGACGCCCUGAUCUCCAAGAUCUACCCCAGCCGGGACGAGUACGAGGCCCACCAGGACCGGGUGCUGGCCAAGCUGAACCGGCUCCACAACCAGCAGGCCCUGCGCAGCAGCAUGGAGGAGGGGCUCAAGAUGCAGGCCAUGAACCGGGGCCAGCGGGUCCGCAAGCACCCCCAGGAAUCGGACAACACCACCUUCAGUGGGGCAGAGGACAACUGCGACAGCCGCUCCCACCUCAGCAACGCCUCGGCGCCCAGCCAGCCGGAGGCCGGGCCCAGCUGCAAGCGCUCCAGGGCCUCCGACGAGUCCAUGGCCGAGCCCGAGACCUCCCACGACGGCGGGCGGGGCAGCCCCGAACCCGGCACCGAGGCCAGCACCAGCGAGAUCGAGCUGGUCUUCCGGCCCCACCCGGUCCUGGUGGAGAAGGGGGGCUACUCCCAGACCAGGUACGUCAAGACCACGGCCAACGCCACGGUGGACCACCUCUCCAAAUACCUGGCCCUGCGCAUCGCCCUGGAGGAGGAGGCCCCCGACCCGGGCCCCGAGCCCCCCGCCCUGGAGGACGUGAGCGAGAAGCAGUACACCAUCUACAUCACCACGGCGGGAGGGGCCUUCACGACGCUGAACGGGUCGGCGACGCUGGAGCUGGUGAACGAGAAGUACUGGAAGCUGAGCAAGCCACUGGAGCUCUACUACGCCCCCACCAAGGAGCAGAAAUAAUCUGGGGGGGGUCUCCAACCUGAUGGACAGCAACUGGAGGGGGGGCGGUUGUGGGGGGGCACCCCUCUUCCCUUCCAGAAGACGCCUCCCCCCCCCCAGGAAGGCCUGUGUGUGUGUGGGAGGGGGGCUCCUGCUCCCCCUGCCCCCUCUCCUCCAGUGGGGGGGAGGGGAACGACUGGGGGGGGGUCGAAGUUUGUUUUCCGCCUUUUUACAGAUGUUUUUUUGUGGAACUGAAAAGACAAUAUUCACUCCUUUCGAAA